This is a messenger RNA of Otolemur garnettii (small-eared galago), 2803 nucleotides long. RefSeq names its product beta-1,3-N-acetylgalactosaminyltransferase 2 (gene B3GALNT2). NCBI's taxonomy places the organism in Eukaryota, Metazoa, Chordata, Mammalia, Primates, Galagidae. The record is from RefSeq and is a predicted model, not a curated record. The transcript has 12 exons. Gene Ontology annotation, molecular function: hexosyltransferase activity. The coding region runs from base 233 to 1735 and encodes 500 amino acids. Gene Ontology annotation, cellular component: membrane.
GGGGCGGGGCUUCGGCCGCCGCCCGGGGUCUAAAGAACCCGAGGCGCGGGGCCGGGAGCCGCAGGGAUUCCUGACGGCGCCGGGCGCGAGAGCGGGCGUGCCCGGAGUGGUGGCGCAGGCGUCCGUCGCCGCCCCUCAGCAUCCGCACGUGCAGGUCCCCUCCCUCUCCGCCGGGACGCGGGAGAGCCCGGCGCGUGGCGGGGGCGCGAGGUGGAGCCGGCGGGGGCGGCCAAUGCGAAACUGGCUGGUGCUGCUGUGCCCGUGUGUGCUCGGGGCCGCGCUGCACCUCUGGCUGAGGCUGCGCUCCCCGCUGCCCGCUCGCGCCUCCGGGGCGGGCCCCGCAGAUCAAUUGACCUUAUCUCCUCGAUGGAAAUCUCGUCACUAUGACGUGGUAGUUGGUGUCUUAUCAGCUCGCCAUAACCAUGAACUUCGAAAUGUGAUAAGAAGCACGUGGCUGAAACAUUUGAUACAACAUCCUGCAUUAAGUCAACGUGUGCUUGUGAAGUUCAUAAUAGGUGCUCAAGGCUGUGAAGUGCCUGUGGAGGACAGGGAGGAUCCUUAUUCCUGCAAACUCCUCAACAUCACGAAUCCAGUUUUGAAUCAGGAAAUUGAGGCAUUCAGUCUUUCUGAAGAUACUUCAUCAGGGCUCUCUGAGGACCGGGUUGUCAGUGUGAGUUUCCGAGUUCUCUAUCCGAUCGUCAUUACCAGUCUUGGAGUUUUCUACGAUGCCAGUGAUGUUGGUUUCCAGAGGAACAUCACUGUCAAGCUUUAUCAGGCAGAACAGGAGGAGGCCCUCUUCAUUGCCCGCUUCAGUCCUCCAAGCUGUGGUGUGCAGGUGAACAAGCUGUGGUACAAGCCUGUGGAGCAGUUCAUCUUACCAGAGAGUUUUGAAGGUACAAUUGUAUGGGAAAGCCAGGACCUCCACGGCCUUGUGUCAAGAAAUCUUCACAAAGUGACAGUGAAUGAUGGCGGGGGCGUUCUCAGAGUCAUUACCGCUGAGGAGGGCACAUUGCCUCAUGAACUCAUGGAGGGUGCGGAGGGAGUUGCAGGUGGUUUUAUAUACACUAUUCAGGAAGUUGAUGCUCUCUUACACAACCUUCAUUCUCGUCCCCAAAGACUCACUGAUCAUCUGACUAAGCUCCAUGAAGAAGACGGCUUCCUGAAGGAGGAGAGUAGCACCUACAAUGAUAUUGUUUUCGUGGAUGUUGUUGACACUUAUCGAAAUGUUCCUGCAAAAUUAUUGAACUUCUACAAAUGGACCGUGGAAACAACUAGCUUCAAUUUGUUGCUAAAGACAGAUGACGACUGUUACAUAGACUUAGAAGCUGUGUUUGAUAGAAUUGCCCAGAAGAAUCUGGAUGGGCCUGAUCUUUGGUGGGGGAAUUUCAGACUGAACUGGGCGGUUGACCGCACUGGAAAGUGGCAGGAGUUGGAGUACCCCAGUCCUGCUUACCCUGCCUUUGCAUGCGGGUCAGGGUAUGUGAUCUCCAGGGACAUUGUCGACUGGCUGGCAAGCAACUCGGGGCGAUUAAAGACUUAUCAGGGUGAAGAUGUAAGCAUGGGCAUUUGGAUGGCAGCCAUAGGACCCAAAAGAUACCAGGACAGCCUGUGGCUGUGUGAGAAGACUUGUGAGACGGGAAUGCUGUCUUCCCCUCAGUAUUCUCCACAGGAACUGGCAGAACUGUGGAAACUGAAGGAAUUAUGUGGGGAGCCUUGUCAAUGUGAAGCCACAUAAUAGGGAUCAAAUCAGCAGUGUUUAAAAUCAGGGCAGCAAAUGAUAAUCCGAAUGUAAGUCUGAGAAGAGCCUUAGGUUUGGCAAUAUGUCUUUCAGGAGCAUUCGAGGCUGGCAGUGCACCUGUACCCAGUGUGGUUUUUCUUAAUGUUUGCACAAAUUUCCUUUUGAAAAGUCAGCUGAUACUGUAGCAUAAGGAAAGUUUUUCUUUAUAUAUUGGAAGGUGAUUUGAAAAAUACCAACUUAUAAAAAAAUUUCUAAAUGCCAGUGCAUUGUUGGUAAUUAAUAAUUCAUCAUUACCUGUCAUUUUUUGUUAAAACUUGGCCUAGCCUUAGAAAUCUUAAUAACCCAGAAUUUGAAUUUCAACUGGAUUGCAGGACAGCUCUGCUUAGCUUAAUUAGGGUAAGUAAGAGCCAGAAAGAACUCACAAAAAUGCUGUGAUCAUGUGAUCACUUGUUUGAGCAUUGGUCGCUUAUACCAAAGUUUGGGGUUUCUGGAAAUAAUGUCGGAUUUGGGGGCUGUCUGCAUGAAGUGAGUAACUUGAAUUUGAAAAGGAACCAAUAUGAUUCUUAGUUCUAGACCUUGGUUUUAAGAAGUUUACUUUUAUAUAGUAGACAAGUACUCAAGUUUUCUUUUGUCAUUUAACGUUAAGUCCUAAAGGUCAAAGUUUAGUACUCUCCCCAAAAAGCUAAAUUUUUGCAAAUAAGACUAAAUCAAAGCAAAUACCUCUCAGGGUUUCGGUGCCAUAGGGAAGGAUAUUUCUAAACUGCUGACACUUGGCAAGAAUCAAUUUUGCCUUCCUCCCGUCAUUGCCUAAUGUAUAAACAAGUUUCAGUCACAGCUGGUCAUCUUCUAUAGAAGAAGAUAGACUCAGUUUAGGUAUAACUGUAGGGAAAAGCAUGUGCUUAAUUUUGUAAACACUCUAAAAACAGUACAACUGAGAAGAGUAUAGCAUUUACGUCACAUGUAGUACAGGAUAGGUCUCUUGAGUUUAAGGGACAUUUCCCAAAAUGACCAAAUCAUUUUAGUAACCUUUUAAAAUAGUAUCAAUAGAGAAUUCCAUUACAGCUG